GAGCCAACAAGAGCUUUCUAUGCAACUUGAGAUAUUUUCGAGACAGGCGUGGAGGCGAAGAGGAGAGUGGUGAACGAUCUCAACUCUGGCGGCGUCACACGCCUGAUGCAGGGCCUGAGCAAGCAAUUAUUUUUUUCCCUCUCAGCUUUCAGGUUUUCGACUGGUACAACCUUAGGCCACAUACGAGUGGCUCAGCCAUGCAAAGAAAAAGAAAGCCUGGCAAGCUCUGAGGGGCAGUCAGGCCGCCAGCUGGACUGCAGAAAUGCAAGGAUCCGAUUCGUCCUUUGUCUGAUUGACUUGACGCCUCAUCAGGGAGGGGGAAGCUCUGGCAGGGCGAAGCUUAAAAAGUAGAGAGCGAAUAUGUUGGAUCAUCGUGCAGCAGAUGGCGAAGUCACGCUCUGGGAAUACAAUAUAUGGCACCCCCUCACACCAGCGUGACCUU
Trichoderma asperellum CBS 433.97 is the source of this 442-nucleotide messenger RNA. NCBI's taxonomy places the organism in Eukaryota, Fungi, Ascomycota, Sordariomycetes, Hypocreales, Hypocreaceae. The record is from RefSeq and is a predicted model, not a curated record.